AUGAGCAGUAGUUCAUAUACAUUAUUAACUAAUUCACCAGAUAAACUUGAGUCUAGUAUAACCAUUAGAGAUCCUCCAUCACCAGGUGCAAUGAAUAAUUCAAAUGAUACCUUGAAAAAAAAAUAUGUUCAAAUUGCAUUUGCAGUUACACUCUAUUGGUUUGUUUCAAUUACAAUGGUCUUUUUAAAUAAAUAUUUACUUAGUUCAAAUAAUGUGAAACUUGAUGCACCUCUGUUUAUAACAUGGUAUCAAUGUGUAGUAACAGUUGGACUUUGUGCUAUAUUAGGAAAUUUAAAUAAACGUUUAUCAAUUGUUUCAAAAUUUCCAACAUUUAAAAUUGACCUUAAAAUUGCACGUGAUGUACUUCCACUUUCCAUUAUGUUUGUUGCAAUGAUUACAUUUAAUAAUUUGACUUUAAAAUAUUUAACUGUUUCAUUCUAUAUGGUUGGUCGAUCAUUAACUACUGUUGCUAAUGUGGGUUUUACUUAUUUAAUGCUUGGAGAAAAAACAUCAUACAAAGCAUUAGGAUGUUGUGGACUUAUUAUUGCAGGAUUCUUUCUUGGAAUUGAUCAAGAAAAUGCACUUGGUACUCUUUCAAUGUUUGGUGCAUUUUGUGGUGUAGCGUCAAGUGCAUUUGUCGCUUUAAAUGCUAUUUAUACUACUCGAUGUUUACCAUGUGUUGAUAAUAAUGUUUGGCGUUUAUGUUUAUAUAAUAAUUUCAAUGCAUGUAUUUUAUUUGUUCCUCUUAUGAUUCUUUUUGGUGAAUUAUCACCUGUUCUUAAUUAUUCCAAACUAUUUAAUUUACCAUUUUGGUUUGCAAUGACAAUGGCUGGUGUACUUGGUUUUUCAAUGGGUUAUGUUUCUGGUUAUCAAAUACAAUUGACAAGUCCUUUAACACAUAAUGUAUCUGGUACAGCGAAAUCUUAUGUUCAAACAUUACUUGCUGUUAUUAUUUAUACAGAAACUAAAACAUCACUUUGGUGGUUAUCAAAUGUAUUUGUUCUUGGUGGUUCAGGUUUAUUCGCACAUGUUCGAGCAAAAGAAAUGAAACGCAAUCAUAAUACUGAUAAUAAUUCGACAACAUCUUUACCAAAAUAA
Adineta steineri is the source of this 1098-nucleotide messenger RNA. NCBI's taxonomy places the organism in Eukaryota, Metazoa, Rotifera, Eurotatoria, Adinetida, Adinetidae. The record is from the annotation of a GenBank genome assembly.